Brassica oleracea var. oleracea is the source of this 2324-nucleotide messenger RNA. Its product is annotated as DNA-directed RNA polymerase III subunit RPC5. NCBI's taxonomy places the organism in Eukaryota, Viridiplantae, Streptophyta, Magnoliopsida, Brassicales, Brassicaceae. The record is from RefSeq and is a predicted model, not a curated record. Gene Ontology annotation, cellular component: RNA polymerase III complex; nucleus. The coding region runs from base 131 to 2197 and encodes 688 amino acids. Gene Ontology annotation, biological process: DNA-templated transcription. The transcript is spliced from 12 exons.
GGGUUUUUUUUUUUUUUUUACUUUUUCUUCCUGUUCUCGGCAAACCUAUAACGCCACCCCUCGCCGAUUUCACUUGCUCGGAGGAUCUACAAGACGUCCUCUUUCUCCUAACUGAUCACCAGAAAAAGGAAUGGACUUUGAUGACGAAGACAAACCAAAAGAGGUCCCCAAAGCCAGGAGGUUUGCACCUGGUCGUGCCGGAAAGCCCAAACCCAAACCUAAACCCGAACCAACUGCUUCGGAGAAAGCUGAGCCGUCUUCACAAACCGAGUCCGUGAGCAAGAGUGAGCACGACGUUGAUGCCACGAAAGUCUCUGACCACCCUAAGGUCGAGCCUGAGGUCUUCAAUGGAGCUGUUAAGAUGGAGAUUGAUUCGAAAGUGGACAAGGAGCCGGAGACUACGGAGGUUGAGUUGAUGGAGGAAGAUCAUCAUCAUCAGGAGGAGGAGAAGGAGAAGGAAGAAGAUGACGUUGUUGUUCGUGAAAUUGACGUUUUCUUUAAUCCCUCUAUUGAUGCCAACACUAAGCUUUAUGUUCUACAAUAUCCUCUAAGACCGUCUUGGCGUGCUUACGAAAUGGAUGAACGGUGUGAAGAAGUUAGAGUGAAUCCUUCUACCUCCCAGGUGGAAAUUGAUUUGUCCAUGGAUGUUCAUUCGAGCAACUACGACCCUGACGUUGGAAGUAAACUACGUAUGACUAAACAGACAUUGACAACAACAUGGAAGCAGCCUCCUACGUUGGAUUAUGCCGUUGGUGUUCUUUCAGGUGAUAAGUUACAUUUGAACCCUGUUCAUGCUGUUGUUCAGCUCCGACCAUCUAUGCAGUAUCUUUCUUCCAAAAAGAAUCUAGCUGAAGCUCCCGAAGAAUCUGCCGGAACUUCAAAAAGACAGAACAAGGGAGCACAGGCUUCAACGGAUCAGAAACCAGUUCCUGAAGAAAAGUGGGUUUCACUCAAGUAUCAUGGACUUCAAUCCGAAUAUUGCUCCAGAUACCUUAGCGGAAUGAUGGCUAAUGGCAACUCUUCAAUAGACUUCAACAUGACCCCGGAUGCUUAUAUCAACUCACUGUGCCGUGGAGAUAACAGCAGAAACUCUGAGUCAAAAAGUUUAUCGAAAAGGUUGUUGGCCUCCCUACCGCUUGAAGAACGUCUGCAAACGUUGCUCUGCCAGAAACAUGGACCACCGCUAUUUCGAUACAGUGUUCUUAAGCACUACGCCCCAGAGUUAUCAGACGAGGAGUUCUUAAAAGUCCUCCAACAAUACGCCUGUCUAGUUCAAGGCCUAUGGACUCCCAAAACCAAGCUACUAAAGCUAGACGGCUUGGAAGGCUUCAGAGACUAUGUCCUAUCCCUUUUCAGCCAGCGUCUAACUAUAAAGUACUCCGAAGUUAAAGCAAGUCGCUAUAUCGACAAGAUCAAACCUAUGUUGAAUGUAUACGCCAAAGAAAGGCCUUUGCUAUGUGAUUGGAAGUUCAGAGAGCCCACCGAUGUCUCCUUCAUCAAAUCCCACAAGAAGAUUGCAGAGGAGCAAGCAAGUUUUUGGAAGGGUAUGGAAGAGAAGUUAACGCCAAAGAUAAUACAAGGAGGUAAAGGUAGAGGUGGUGAUAGUAGCUUGAGGAAUGCUGCAGGAAAAAAUAAUCCUUCAGCUGUUACGGCUAAACAAGAGGUCGCAGCAGCAACGGUCUCUGAGGUAGGAGGAAGUUCGAGAAGUGCUAUACCUCGUGUCCCUAGACAGAAAAUGCCUGAUGAGAUCAAGAGGGCGAUACCAAAGGCCUUGAAGAAGGUGUUUCAGACGCAGAAAGUUUGCAGCUACGAGACGAUUUGCCAGAGACUUAGGGAUCUUGCGGUUGCUACUUCGAAUAAUCCGAGAGUUGAUUCAGGGAUGGCGCAACAGGUGGCGUUAGCUGUAGAUUCUUACCAAGAAGAGCUCAAAGUCGUUAUCAGUGAAGUGACUGUUGAUAUUCACGGCUCUUUUGUCUCCAAGUCGUCUCAAGACCAUCCAGAAUAUGAUCCACUCAGGGACGUGGUGAUCAAUCUUUUACUUGGGAAUCCACCUGGAGCGAAGAUUAUGAAAGCUGAUGUGUUUGCAGCAGGCAGGAGCAUACUUGGACGUGAAAUCACCAAUAAUGAAUACCAAAAGGUGAUGCACGACCUCUGUGAAACCCACUCUUCAGGAUGGGUGUUACAGAAAGCUCGUUGAGAGAAAAUGUUUAAUGAUCUUAAAGUUUUGAUAGUUUAAAUCUUUACAAUUCAGUUAGUAACUGAGAUACUCGAGUGGUCUUGCAUUGUCGUACUUUUGAACUUGGAUAUACCUCCAGUUCUAUUUU